Rhinichthys klamathensis goyatoka is the source of this 2226-nucleotide messenger RNA. RefSeq names its product phosphatase and actin regulator 3b (gene phactr3b). Gene Ontology annotation, biological process: actin cytoskeleton organization. Gene Ontology annotation, molecular function: actin binding. The coding region runs from base 96 to 1691 and encodes 531 amino acids. The transcript is spliced from 13 exons. The record is from RefSeq and is a predicted model, not a curated record. Lineage: Eukaryota; Metazoa; Chordata; Actinopteri; Cypriniformes; Leuciscidae.
CUGUUGCUGUCAAACUGAAUCACAUCCAUCGCUCGCUGCUCAUAUUCCCGCACGCAGAUUGGCUUCUCUGUGUUUUAUGGUGUGUUCUCAUCUCCAUGGCCACAUCAGAGGCACCAGAAGAUCGCGUUGUGCAGAGAGGAAGAUCUCGAAGUGACCCGAGCAUCAUUACCGACACGCGUGUCGCUUACACGAACAGCACAGAUGUGAUGGAUCAGCACAGAACACUUCAUUCUGGUUGUCUGGUGUCCGGGGUCCGAACUCCCCCCAUCCGCCGCAACAGUAAACUGGCCAGCCUGGGACGAAUCUUCAAGCCCUGGAAGUGGAGGAAAAAGAAAAAUGAAAAACUGAGGCAGGGCUCUACAGUGCUGGAGAGGAAAGUGCCCAGCAGGCAAAAUCGUGAGGAUCUCGUCAGAAAGGGCCUGGCAGAGGCUGGCAUGGAGUCUGGCCUGGCCUGUGGUGGGAACGCAGACGAUCCGGGAAGCCCAUCGCUCGAGGACUCAGACGCCGAGGACCGAGAGGACGAGCCCAUGGCGCCGCUGGCCAGCAACUCCGAGGAUCUGGGAUCUGAUGAGGACAAUCUGUCUACAGCACGAGACACCACAGAGAUGACGGAAACAGAAGGGGAACUUGGGCAAAGUGAGGAUGAGGACAAGCCGUGUGUAGAGGCCUCGAGUAGAGGGGCCGGUGUCGGGGCCCUCGAGGGCCAUGAGGAGAGAAAGGAGGAUAAACCGCUCAGAGAAGUUCGCACUCCUCCAGCCAAACCAGUGAAGCUGCUUAAUAGACUGAGCAGUCUGGACAACACCCACUCUCUUCAGGGCCGGCCGGCUCCAGCCACUCUGCCCAGGAACUUCACCCUCCCCAAAGAUGCCCUGCGGGGCAGGAUCUCCACCCCCACCGGCUCGCCUCACUCGGGGGUCCUGCACCCUCAUCUGCCCCCGAGCUGCAUCAUCGAGGAACUGCACCGGGCACUGGCCUCCAAACACCGGCAGGACAGUUUCCACAGUAAGGAGAUCCGUUGUUCCCCCAAACGGCGCUCGGAUGCACGAGGGUCCCGCACCGCCAGCGCUGAGAAUGAGCAGAGCGGAGAAGUGGAGAACAAGAAAGAGGCAGAAGAGAACAAGGAGAACAUGCGUGUGGAUGAAUACUACAGCGACCAGGACAGCUGGAACGACUCUGUCAUCUCUGGCACACUUCCACGGCGGAUAAGAAAAGAGCUUCUGGCGGUGAAGCUGCGUAACAGGCCCAGUAAACAGGAGCUGGAGGACAGGAACAUCUUCCCUGUGCGCAGUGAUCAGGAACGACAGGAGAUACGCCAACAGAUCGAAAUGAAGCUUGCCAAGAGAUUGAGUCAGAGACCAGCAGUGGAAGAGCUGGAGAGCAGAAACAUCCUCAAACAGAGGAAUGACCAGACAGAACAAGAGGAGAGAAGAGAAAUCAAACAAAGGCUGAACAGAAAGCUCAACCAGCGGCCCACUGUUGAUGAGCUGCGGGACCGGAAGAUUCUGAUCCGUUUCAGUGAUUAUGUGGAAGUGGCCAAAGCUCAGGAUUACGACAGGAGAGCAGACAAGCCCUGGACGAGACUGUCGGCUGCAGAUAAGGCGGCGAUACGCAAAGAGCUGAACGAGUUCAAGAGCAAUGAAAUGGAGGUCCAUGCGUCAAGCAAACACCUGACAAGGUUCCACCGACCAUAGCAAGGUUUCUUCUGUGAAGAAUAUGCUAACGGUAUCUCUGUGAAGUCUACGACCUCAGGAGGCUGUCCAUGGGCGCUCCAUGGAGGGCCUGAUAUUUGGGCGCUAGUGAACCUUGGAGACCGUGUCUCUGGAGCUUCAGCCUGAAGAAGGCAAAACCCUCCAAACUCCUCUCAGCCGAGUUAUCGAACCUUUAUUCUCUUCAGGGGACUCUCGUGGGAUGCUGGAAGACUGUUUGAAUAAAAAGACAUUCUUCUCUUCUUUUUUUUUUUUGUAAUGGACUGUUUUAAAUGGUCGCUUUUUGAUGCCAAUGGGGGGCGGGACGGGGGGAUUGGGGAUCAAGCAUGUGACUCUUUCGAAUCUUUUUUCCCACACCAGUGUUGGUGCUGUAGUGACACCCCAAACGUUUCUGGGCUCCUACUAAAACUUGAGUUUCAUAUCAGCUGUAUAGAUGUUAGUAUGAGGAAUGGAAAUCAUGUCUUACCUUUGCAAGGACUAUUUAUUGUCUGUACAGUACAAGCUUUGGAUUUUUAACAAA